This is a messenger RNA of Fusarium proliferatum ET1, 411 nucleotides long. RefSeq lists its product as uncharacterized. NCBI's taxonomy places the organism in Eukaryota, Fungi, Ascomycota, Sordariomycetes, Hypocreales, Nectriaceae. Gene Ontology annotation, molecular function: heme binding; oxidoreductase activity, acting on paired donors, with incorporation or reduction of molecular oxygen; monooxygenase activity. The transcript is spliced from 3 exons. The coding region runs from base 1 to 411 and encodes 136 amino acids. The record is from RefSeq and is a predicted model, not a curated record.
AUGUCACUUCUUUUAACUCCAACGAAGAUGGAAGCUUGGCUUCGACUCAAUGGCAAGUCCUCAACCGGACAGUUAGCCCUAUAUGGUAGCAGCGUUCUAGGCUUACUGCUCACUCUAUACUGGGCCGGUCUCGUAAUCUACCAUAUCUACUUCUACUCACUGGCAUCCUACCUCGGCCCCCUCCUAGCAAUAUCUACCCCAACUGAGAUCUUCACAAGUGCUUACAUGGUGACUCAUGAUGAGAAACAUUUCCCGGAUCCUUCCCAAUUUGAUCUAAAUAGAUGGCUCAGCAACAGCGCCCAAAAGACUAGUCAGCCGCUUUCUCUGGGGGCCAAAGCUUGUCUUGGGCCAAAGUCCUUGUACCCCGUUCUUCAGUCUGCUGACUGCUUUUCUCACACAUUUGUAACGUAA